Phytophthora nicotianae INRA-310 is the source of this 450-nucleotide messenger RNA. RefSeq lists its product as hypothetical. The record is from RefSeq and is a predicted model, not a curated record. The coding region runs from base 1 to 450 and encodes 149 amino acids. Lineage: Eukaryota; Oomycota; Peronosporomycetes; Peronosporales; Peronosporaceae. The transcript is spliced from 2 exons.
AUGGAUAAGGAGCUCAUGCGCGAGGUUAUCAAGCAGAGACCGUUCGCAGCCAAAUACGGUGAGACUGGUACAGUGUGGGUACAGGUUGCAACGUGUGUGAGUGCUUCCAUCAAGGUCGUAGAGAUAGACAAGCAGGUUCAAGAUCGAGUUCGACUCCUGAAGAAAAAUUGGCGUGCUGGAGAACUGCGAGCCACAUUAGGCAGUGGUAUUGAAGAAGCCAAGGACGCAACGGACGUACAAACUCAUUACAAUACGUUGGCUGGGCUAGUCGGGCAAUUUGUUGCAUUGGAAACCGAAGCUAUUACACGUCGAGCUCUGCGUGGUGAAUAUCUGCUAUCUAGCGACUCGUCCUCGGAGAGUGAAGACGACACUUCUUCUGUGGCAUCAACACAGUCUGUCGCUUCGCAAGCAAACGCCACCAGGACAGUCACCUACCUCUACACGUCGUAA